GUUGCAUCCGAGCAAUCGCUGUCAUUCGCAGACGGAGUUUACAGCCUUUGCGCCGCUUUUUCUUUCGAUCUUUUUCUGCUGCACCCCCUCCCUCUCCCGGUGCUGCCCAGCCAGUCGACCAUGGUUUCUAUAAUUUCAGACCUGGACCCUCUCAAAAGCUGGAACGUGUUAAGGCAGGACGCCAGUGACCUCUCCGGACCGAUACAAAGUAACGGCACGGCCGGGAAGAUGAACGGGGCCUUGGAGCAUUCGGACCAGCCAGAUCCGGAUGCCAUCAAGAUGUUUGUGGGCCAGAUCCCGCGCUCCUGGUCAGAGAAGGAACUGAAGGAGCUGUUUGAGCCGUACGGAGCCGUCUACCAGAUCAACAUCCUCCGAGACCGCAGCCAGAACCCUCCACAGAGCAAAGGCUGCUGUUUUGUCACGUUUUACACAAGGAAAGCUGCCCUUGAAGCCCAGAAUGCACUGCAUAACAUAAAGACCUUAACAGGGAUGCACCACCCUAUUCAGAUGAAACCUGCAGACAGUGAGAAAUCUAAUGCCACAAACCCACUCGUUCCUACUGGAGUCAUAUUUUGUCGCAGCUCGCCACCUCGCCCCGCCACCACCUCCAUCGCCGCCGCCGCCGCCGCCACCACCACCACCACCAUCGCCACCAUCGCUUUCCCUCCUACAGGAUGUGCGUUUGUCACGUUUUCCACCAGAGCUAUGGCACAGAAUGCAAUCAAAGCCAUGCACCAGUCUCAGACUAUGGAGGGCUGCUCGUCCCCCAUCGUGGUGAAGUUCGCCGACACGCAGAAGGACAAGGAGCAGCGGCGUCUGCAGCAGCAGCUGGCGCAGCAGAUGCAGCAGCUCAACAGUGCGACCACCUGGGGGAGCCUGACGGGCCUGGGCGGACUCACUCCGCAGUAUCUGGCUGUAAGGAGAGCCGCCGCGUCGCCCACCUGCACCAUCACCUCCUCCUCCACCCCUUACUGCAGCCCCAUGGCCACCGCCACCGCAUUGCUUCAGCAGGCAACCUCCUCCAGUAACCUAGGAGCCUUCAGCGGGAUCCAGCAGAUGGCCGGUAUGAGUGCUCUGCAGUUGCAGAACCUGGCCACUUUAGCGGCGGCAGCGGCGGCGGCCCAAAACUCAGCCAGCCCCUCCACCGCAAACCCCCUGUCCUCCAACGCCGCCUCCCUGGGAGCGUUGGCCAGCCCAGCGGGCACCACAGCCAGCUCCAACGCCGGUGCCAUGAACUCUCUGACCUCUUUGGGCACCCUGCAGGGCCUGGCAGGUGCGACUGUCGGCCUGAACAACAUUAAUGCACUAGCAGGUAGCGUCAACAGUAUGGCGGCUCUAAACGGAGGCCUGGGCGGCGCAGGGCUUACCAACGGGACGGCGGGCACCAUGGACGCGCUGACGCAGGCUUACUCAGGGAUCCAGCAGUACGCCGCCGCAGCGCUGCCCACCCUCUACAGCCAGUCCCUGCUGCAGCAGCAGGGGGCCGCCGGCAGCCAGAAAGAGGGUCCCGAAGGUGCCAACCUCUUCAUCUACCACCUGCCCCAGGAGUUCGGAGACCAGGACAUACUGCAGAUGUUCAUGCCUUUCGGAAACGUGGUCUCUGCCAAAGUCUUCAUCGACAAACAGACAAACCUUAGCAAGUGCUUCGGCUUCGUCAGCUACGACAAUCCAGUGUCGGCACAGGCAGCCAUCCAGGCCAUGAACGGCUUCCAGAUCGGCAUGAAGCGGCUGAAGGUGCAGCUGAAGCGCUCCAAGAACGACAGCAAACCAUACUGAUCUUAGCACUAGGGUCUAUCUGCUCCCCAUGUUAGCACUGCUAGGAACAACCCAUCUCCAUGCCUGUUAUAGCUUCAUCGUUUGCCUAGCAUGUCUCCGUGGCGUCCAAAAAAAAAAA
This is a messenger RNA of Scomber japonicus (chub mackerel), 1894 nucleotides long. RefSeq names its product cugbp, Elav-like family member 2 (gene celf2). NCBI's taxonomy places the organism in Eukaryota, Metazoa, Chordata, Actinopteri, Scombriformes, Scombridae. The record is from RefSeq and is a predicted model, not a curated record. Gene Ontology annotation, cellular component: nucleus; ribonucleoprotein complex; cytoplasm. Gene Ontology annotation, molecular function: mRNA 3'-UTR binding. Bases 121 to 1776 code for a protein of 551 amino acids. The transcript has 16 exons. Gene Ontology annotation, biological process: regulation of alternative mRNA splicing, via spliceosome; mRNA splice site recognition.